UUCAGGAGGAUAUGUCAUAUAUUUGUUAUAGGAUUGCUAGACGUUUUUACACCUGCAACAUCAAUAGAAAAUUUUAAUGAAGUGUAUCUUGUGACCAAUUUAAUGGGUGCUGACCUGAAUAACAUUGUGAAGUGCCAGAAGUUGACGGAUGACCACAUACAGUUUCUGAUCUAUCAGUUACUUCGAGGUCUUAAGUAUAUUCACUCAGCUGGAAUCAUCCACCGGGACCUGAAGCCCAGUAACCUAGCUGUCAAUGAAGACUGUGAAUUGAGGAUAUUAGACUUCGGUUUAGCUCGACAAACUGAUGAUGAAAUGACAGGAUAUGUUGCAACAAGAUGGUAUAGAGCUCCAGAAAUUAUGCUAAAUUGGAUGCACUACAAUCAAACAGUUGACAUCUGGUCGGUUGGAUGCAUCAUGGCAGAGCUAUUGAAAGGGAAGGCCCUAUUUCCAGGAAAUGAUUAUAUUGAUCAACUAAAGAGAAUAAUGGAAGUCGUGGGCACACCCAGCUCUGAACUUCUGAAGAAGAUCUCAUCAGAACAUGCAAGAAAAUACAUUGAAUCACUUCCACAUAUGCCUCAACAGGAUUUGAAAGCAGUAUUUCGUGGUGCCAAUCCAUUAGCUGUAGAUCUUCUUGAGAAGAUGCUGAUAUUAGACAGCGAUAAAAGAAUCACUGCCUCGGAAGCACUUGCACAUCCAUACUUUGUACAGUAUCACGAUCCGGACGAUGAACCUGAGGCCGAGCUGUACGAUGAGUCAAUAGAGAAUAAGGAGCGAACCAUAGACGAAUGGAAAGAACUCACCUAUGAAGAAGUGGUUAGCUUUAAACCCCCCGACUUAAAAAUGGAUAGCCUGGAGAUAGAACAGUGAAACAGGCAGCUCUGUCUUGCCUUGCUGCACUAUGAAGACUGUUAAAAUGUAACCAUACAAUUUAACCUGUGGUCAGGUGUAGAUUUUACUAUCCAAAGAUGCUGGAGAAGAUGUGGGAAAGCAGAUGCAUUAUACAGAAGCCAGAUGUUGUCUGUUUUGGGUGAGGGGUUUUUUGCCUUGUGAUAUGAAUGUAUUCCCAGCUCACAAAGAGUGAUAAAGAACUGCUUCAUUCUGACAAAAUUAUGCACUGAGUUCCUUCGAGCUGUGUGUUCUGCAUGUGUCAUUUUAUCAGUUGUAUUGCCAAAAUAAAGGUGACUUUUAAAAUUAAUUUUAAAACUGUACAUUUAAAGCAUGAAUGUAUACAAACAUAAACAUAGAAGUCCAUACAGGCAAUCC
Mesitornis unicolor (brown roatelo) is the source of this 1263-nucleotide messenger RNA. Its product is annotated as mitogen-activated protein kinase 11-like. The record is from RefSeq and is a predicted model, not a curated record. Gene Ontology annotation, biological process: protein phosphorylation; intracellular signal transduction. Gene Ontology annotation, molecular function: ATP binding; MAP kinase activity. The coding region runs from base 103 to 867 and encodes 254 amino acids. The transcript has 11 exons. NCBI's taxonomy places the organism in Eukaryota, Metazoa, Chordata, Aves, Mesitornithiformes, Mesitornithidae. Gene Ontology annotation, cellular component: nucleus; cytoplasm.